AAACAUAAUAAAAUACUAAAAGAAAUUUUAAAAGUGAGACUCUCUGAGAAAAUUAGACAGAGAGAAAGAAAAUUCUCAAGCAGAGAAUUAGGAAAAAUCUAGUAGCUGGUCUGGAGGUCUGGGUUUGAGAAAGGCGAAGGAGAAAGAAGGAUUGCCCAAAACGACCUUUUCUUGGUCAUUUGCCUCUGCGUUUGAGGCUUUCAGCCAAAUCCAGGGUUCAAUAGUUGGGGAAAUUUGAUUUCCAGGAUUUGAGUUUAUCACUUGAUAGUGAGUGUGCGUAGGUUUUGUAUGGGUUUUGAGAAGUCUUUUCUUCAUUGUGGAUUUGUUUGGAUUCUGAAGGAUCAGAAAUGAGAAAGAUUGCUUUGGUGUGUAAAGUUAUAUAUUUAUGGUGAAUAAAGGUGUGAUGGAGAUAUCAUUGUUCAAAGCACUUCUUAAUAACAUCUCCUCUUUUUUCCAUUUAUCAUCCAAUGACAACAUAAACUUGGACCCGGUUCUGAAGUACUACAAGAGAGCAGAAGAGAUAUUGAAAUUGUUGAAGACUGUACUUGAUGCCGUUAUUGAUUCUGAAAUAGCUUCUUAUGAAGUGCUUAAUAAGCCAUUUGAAGAACUGGGUCACUAUAUUGAUGAGUUGAGGGAGCAAAUUGAAGACUGGCAACCGUUGUUGAGCAAAGUCAAUCUUGUUCUGCAAGUUGAAUCUUUGAUCUCAAAGAUUUGGACUUCUGGUUUGGAUAUCUUUCAACUGUUGAAGACUUCCCAACAACAUCUUCCUGAUGAAUUGGGUUCGGCAUCUCUUGAGCAUUGCAUACAAAAACUUAAGAAUGUGGUCGAUGAACAAAUGUCAACUGUCAUUAAAGAUUCUGUAAGUGAUCAAGUGGAGGGUGUUGGACCCAGCUCAGAGAUCCUAGUGAAAAUUGCAGAGGGCCUUAGCUUGAGGUCAAACCAGGAGAUUCUUAUUGAGGCUGUAGCACUUGAAAAGUUGAAGGAGAAUGCUGAACAAUCAGAAAAGAUUGAGGAGGCGGAGUAUAUUGAGCAAUUGAUAUCCCUUGUCACCCGUAUGCAUGAGCGCCUUGUUACGAUAAAGCAGUCCCAGAGCUGCAGUCCAGUUCCAAUACCUGCUGAUUUCUGCUGUCCUCUCUCUCUGGAGCUGAUGACAGAUCCAGUUAUUGUGGCAUCAGGACAAACCUAUGAGAGGACUUUCAUCAAGAACUGGAUUGAUCUAGGCCUCACCGUUUGUCCAAAGACACGGCAAACUUUGGCCCACACCAAUUUGAUACCUAAUUACACUGUAAAGGCACUAAUUGCAAAUUGGUGCGAGUCAAACAAUGUGAAACUGCCUGAUCCCUCAAAGUCUAUGGGAUUAAAUAAAGCAACACAACUUCUUGGACAAGCAGAACAUGGUGCUCCCAAGGAUUCCCCUCCUUUUCCUCAUUCCAGGGGCAAUCAACCAAUGUCACCUGAGUCAGCUCGGUCUAUGGGUUCGCCCACUAAGAACUUGUUCUCAUCUGGUCCAUUGCAUCGGGAAAGAAGUUCGCCAUUGCAUCCUCGUUCUACAUCAGAAGGUUCCUUGUCUGGCGUAGUUGGAAAUGGGCAGGUUUUGGAUAUUGCCAGAAUAACACUAGCAAAUUCCGAAGACAGGUCUGCCAACUUAGAAGAAAGGAGUACAGAUCUAGGUAGCCAACACUCUAUGUCACCAUCUCUAGAUGAAUUUCCUAAUUCUAUUGAAGCGGAGCAGUCAUCUCAAAGCCAUAAUAGAACUGCCUCAGCUUCCAGCAUACUUUCUAACGCCAAUGGUACUCAAGGAACUCCUGUAAAUGCCAAUGGGGCCUUACAGGUGCCAAGCAAUCUGUCAGGCUACAGCAGUGAUGCUUCUGGGGAGUUGAAAUCAGAACCACAAGCUGUUGCUGCGUUGGCCACCCAACAGAGAGAGACUGAGUUGCCCACCAGAAUGGCAGAGGUAAGACCUCGAAGCCAAAUGUGGCGGCGACCAUCUGGGAGCUUAGUCCCAAGGAUAGUUUCUUCUCCAGCUGUUGAAACAAGACCUGACCUUUCUGCACUUGAAGCCCAAGUUCGGAGUCUGGUUGAGGACUUGAAAAGCACUUCACUUGAUACCCAAAGAGAGGCAACACUUCAAAUCCGGCUACUUGCCAAGCAUAAUAUGGAUAAUCGAAUUGUUAUUGCAAACUGUGGGGCCAUUAGCUUGUUGGUGGAUUUGCUCCACUCUACAGAUACGAGGAUUCAGGAGAAUGCUGUUACAGCACUUCUUAACUUGUCGAUCAAUGAUAACAACAAAACUGCAAUUGCUACUGCCAACGCAAUUGAACCUCUGAUUCAUGUCCUCGAGACAGGGAGUGCUGAGGCCAAGGAGAACUCAGCCGCCACUCUGUUUAGCCUUUCGGUGAUUGAGGACAACAAGGUUCGCAUUGGAAGGUCAGGGGCUAUUGAGCCUCUAGUUGAUUUAUUGGGGAAUGGGACUCCUAGAGGGAGGAAAGAUGCAGCCACAGCUUUGUUUAAUUUGUCAAUUUUUCAUGAGAACAAGGGUCGAAUUGUUCAAGCUGGUGCUGUGAGGUACCUAGUGGAGUUGAUGGACCCAGCAGCUGGAAUGGUUGACAAGGCAGUUGCUGUGUUGGCUAAUCUUUCAACAAUUCCGGAGGGAAGGACAGCAAUUGGUCAGGAGGGUGGGAUCCCUGUUCUGGUUGAGGUUGUUGAGUUAGGUUCUGCAAGAGGGAAGGAGAACGCAGCUGCUGCUCUUUUACAGCUCUGCACAAAUAGUAAUAGAUAUUGCAGUAUGGUACUCCAAGAAGGAGCUGUCCCCCCAUUAGUGGUAUUGUCACAAUCUGGCACCUCAAGGGCCAAGGAAAAGGCACAGACCCUCCUUAGCUACUUCAGAAACCAUAGGCAUGGUAAUGCUGGUAGAGGAUAAUUUUAAAAAUUAGAAUGUUUGGUGUCAGCCGAGAUUUUGUGUCAGCUUCUAUAGAUAAUGUGUAAAUUGGUUGGUGCAAAAUAAUUCAAUUGAAGGUUUUCUUGUGUGGAUUUAAUUUGAUUUGUAAAAAAGAGGAAAGACAAAUGAUUCAUAGAGGAUUUGUAUGAUUUCUGUAAAGUACUGCUGUGAAUUUGGGAAGAAAAGUUUAUACCUGCAAGUCUAGUUGUUGCUCUGUGCUCGGACAAGAUGAUGAUGACAAAUGAGAGAUUUGGUAUUGGUUA
Molecule: messenger RNA, 3201 nt
Organism: Prunus mume (Japanese apricot)
Lineage: Eukaryota; Viridiplantae; Streptophyta; Magnoliopsida; Rosales; Rosaceae
Product: U-box domain-containing protein 4
Biological process (GO): protein ubiquitination
Molecular function (GO): ubiquitin-protein transferase activity; protein binding
Source: RefSeq, a predicted model, not a curated record